CACUGUUCAGACAGUUCAGUAGCAACAGCAAGCAGUACAGGAGCAUAAGCCAAGCCGUGAACAUCACCCGAAGUUACUCUCCUUCCUUGAACACCCUCAGUUGCUACAAGAAGCUAACAUUCCCCCUUUCGUAACACCAGAGAUCAACGGAAUUUAUUCAACAUAAGAAAAUGCGACCUCUCUUCAUUGCUUUGAUUCUGUAUCUCGCCCCAACCCUGCAGGCAGGCAGAUUAAGAGGUUGCAUCGAAACCGAUGUUUGCACAGCCAUUAUAUUCAACCAGUUGAUUUUAAAUGGCAUCAGAAACGAUUUGGGACUGGCUACGCUUGACUUCAGAGGACAGCUGUUGAAUGCUGCUGAGGAGAUGAGACAGGCAACGAGAAAUCUAACAGAAUACCACGCUUUGAUAUUCGACCCGAAAGAGUUAGAAGAUUGUUACAAGGAGGGAAACAGGGUAAGCUUAGACAUAACCAAACUGGAGAUAGAAGUGGCGACGCCAAUGCUGGACGAGGACAGUCAUCAGAACGACAUGUCGGCGUUGCAGAGAGAGAAAGACAAUGUCGAGGAGGAAGUAACGUCUCUCCAGGCUGAAAUACGUGAACUCAUGAAGAGCGUGUCAGCUCAGCAGGCGAGCAUAGACGCCCUAGCAGAAGAGAUUGUCAAACUUGAGGGAAAGUCGCUGCAGGCUGCAACCACGAUGCAACCGCCAGUGGAGAGCAUUUGCAGCCCAUCUGCUUUGACUGCAUAGCCAGGGGGCACUGAGACACCAGCUCUAAAGAUCCACAAGACCAUAACGUUCUGGAACAAGCUACACACAAACUAUCUACUGUAAUACCUGCGACUGAGAAUUACCUGUCUGCAUGCUGUUAUAUUAUCUAACAUUUCUGUCAUGUUUUAAUCUUUGAACAACGUUUCUUUUUAUGUACGUUGGAAGUUCUUUGUCCACUUACAGUUGACCGAUUGCACAGGCUCCCAAAAAUAAAUCAGCCUUAAACUGAAGAAAUGCAUUGUAUAAGUGUGAAUUUUCUGCUGUUAAGACUUUUAAUAUAAAGGUCAGUGUAUAAAUGUCAGUUUGUACCCAUUAAUAACAAUAAAGAUAAUAAUAAUGCA
Macrobrachium nipponense is the source of this 1108-nucleotide messenger RNA. RefSeq lists its product as uncharacterized. The transcript has 5 exons. Bases 171 to 746 code for a protein of 191 amino acids. The record is from RefSeq and is a predicted model, not a curated record. Lineage: Eukaryota; Metazoa; Arthropoda; Malacostraca; Decapoda; Palaemonidae.